Messenger RNA from Parastagonospora nodorum SN15, 2523 nucleotides. RefSeq lists its product as hypothetical. Gene Ontology annotation, biological process: carbohydrate metabolic process. Bases 1 to 2523 code for a protein of 840 amino acids. Lineage: Eukaryota; Fungi; Ascomycota; Dothideomycetes; Pleosporales; Phaeosphaeriaceae. The record is from RefSeq and is a predicted model, not a curated record. The transcript has a single exon. Gene Ontology annotation, molecular function: hydrolase activity, hydrolyzing O-glycosyl compounds.
AUGACCAAGCCUGCGCGCUACAACUUCAAGACGCGCCAUGUUGCGCACCCGGAUGCUAUUGUCGCGGGCGACAAGUACAGGUUCACCAUCUUGACCGACGGCCUGCUGCGCUACGAGUGGGCUGAGGACGGCAAGUUCGAGGACAGGGCAUCAACUUUUGCCGUCAAUCGCAGGCUGGCUGUGCCGGACUUUUAUGUUUGGGACCGCGGCCACGGCAUCGAGAUCGUGACAAAGCGCUUCCACGUCGUGUACAACAAGAAGAAGUUCAGCGCAGACGGCUUCAAGAUCACCCUCAAGGGCGCUGUGACAGGCACCUGGACGUACGGAGAAGAACUGUCCAACUUGGGCGGCACCACACGCACAUUGGACGGUGUCAAUGGAAGGACAAACCUGGAGAAGGGCGUUCUGUCGCGAGAUGGAAUGGCCGUCCUGGACGACACCAAGUCCAUGUUAUUCGAGGAGGAUGGCUGGAUUGCGCCGCGCAAAGGAGGCGAGAGGUCAGAUCAGUACAUCUUCAUGUAUGGUCGCGACUACCGGGAAGCGAUCCGCGCAUACUACGCCGUUUCCGGCAGCCAGCCUCUGCUCCCACGGUACGCCAUGGGCAACUGGUGGAGUCGCUACCACGCAUACGACGAGAAGGAGUACCUCGAGCUCCACGAUCACUUCAACAAGGACGAUGUGCCGAUAAACGUGGCGGUGAUUGAUAUGGAUUGGCACUUGGUGAACAAUCUGCCUGAUAACAUGUACGGCUGGACCGGAUACACUUGGAACAAGAAAUUGUUCCCAGAUCCAGACAAUUUCAUGAAGAAGCUGCAUGAUCGUGGCAUGAAGAUUACGCUCAACUUGCACCCAGCGGAUGGCUUCAGAUUCUUCGAGGAGCAGUAUCCAAGGGUAGCGAAGUAUAUGGGCAUAGACCCUGCGACUAAGCAGACGAUUGAGUUCGACUGCACCAGCAAGAAGUUCAUGGAUGCGUACUUCGACAUUGUACAUCACGAGCACGAGGACCGCGGCGUUGACUUCUGGUGGAUUGACUGGCAGCAAGGGAACCAGUCGAAGAUUCCUGGUGUUGAUCCGCUGUGGGUGCUGAACCAUUUCCAUUUCUUAGACAAAGGUCGCGGCUCUCAAAGACCAUUGAUCUUCUCGCGUUUCGGUGGACCUGGUGCGCAGCGCUAUCAGAUUGGAUUUUCUGGAGAUGCUAUUAUCACAUGGGAUUCAUUGCACUUCCAGCCUGAGUUCACCGCAACUGCUUCGAACAUCGGCUAUGGAUGGUGGAGCAACGACAUUGGUGGACACACACAUGGCUACAAGGACGACGAGCUGUACACUCGCUGGGUGCAGCUAGGUUGCUGGUCGGCCAUCCUGCGUCUACAUUCUGACAACAAUCCAUUUAACACGCGCGAGCCGUGGCGCUUCAGUGACGAAGCCUGUGGUAUCGUUGAAGAUACGUUGCGCCUUCGUCACCGCUUGAUUCCAUACCUCUACACCAUGAAUGCGCACUCCGCAUCUGACGACGAGCCACUGAUCCAGCCAAUGUACUGGGACUACCCAGAAGUUGACGAAGCCUACAGCGUACCAAACCAGUACCGCUUUGGUAGUGAGCUCAUUGCUGCGCCUAUCACACAGCCGCGCGACGUAAAGACUAAACUUGGCGCGGCAAAGAUGUGGCUUCCGGCUGGGAAGUUCGUCGACAUCUUUACUGGUGUAGUGUACAACCGCAAGGGCGAGCUUCAGGUCCACCGUCCGUUGCAUUUGACUCCCGUCCUCGCUCCUGAAGGUGCCAUUGUCCCACUCGACGGAGCAUGGCGUCCGAAAUCCGGCUCGCCAAACCCCGAAUCACUGGAGAUCCUCGUAGUCAUCGGCGCAGACGGAUCCUUCACUCUCCUCGAAGACGACAACAGUGGCACCCACGUCGACGACGGCGGCUUCAGCAUGAUCGAGUUCGACUCCGAAGGCAUUGAAUCCAGCAGCGACGAAAACAACGUGAAAUUUGUCUCUACGCCCAUCACCUACAAGCAAAGCACCGGCGUGCUCAAAAUCGGCCCCGCAGACGACAGCAAGGCCGCCGUGAUUCCCAAGAAGCGUGACUGGAAAAUUCGCCUCCUCGCCUAUACCCCCGAACACGCGUCAGCCAUAACAUGCCUCACCACCUCGGCCACAAAGAAACACCACGCCAAACAUCUCUCCCAUAAACUCUCCACCGAUUCCAACGGCACCCUCAUCACGCUGACCUCCGUCCCCACCGACCAUGCCAUCAUCAUCGAACUUGGCGCCAAGAGCAGCCCGCAACUCGAUAUCGUGGACCCCAUACGCCGCAUCGAGGACUUGAUUGACAAGGCGUGCAUCCGCAUGGACGAGAAGUGGGAUCUCUGGGCGACUAUGAACAAUGGCGAGAGCACGCUGAAUAAGGUUAGGGGGCUGCAGGGCAAGGACUAUUUGAAGAAGGAGAUGCUGGAUGCGAUGUUGGAGCUUAUGUUGGCGGAUGAGCGGUUUGCGGGCGGGGAGGUUAUGGAGAUGGAAUUGUGA